Geodia barretti is the source of this 3105-nucleotide messenger RNA. The record is from the annotation of a GenBank genome assembly. NCBI's taxonomy places the organism in Eukaryota, Metazoa, Porifera, Demospongiae, Tetractinellida, Geodiidae.
AUGCUUUAUAGGCUCCCGCCGCGCCACCGAUUUGCCGAGGCAUGUCGCGUCCUUAAUAUUGGAGAUGAGAUAGAUCCAGACGAUGUUGCGGCCAUGCUUAUCCGUGGAGGCUACCAAAACGUUGAACUUGUAGAAGUCAAAGGCGAAUUUGCACGCAGAGGCGACAUCUUAGAUGUCUAUCCGCUUACUGCCAACACCCCAAUGCGCGUCGAGUUUUUUGGCGAUGAAAUUGAUACGAUCCGUGCUUUCGAUCCGAUUUCGCAACGUUCAACUGAACCAAUCGAAUCGGUUACACUUACACCCUUGCGGGAAGUCCUUUCUGCUGAUGUAUCUGUUGAUCAUUGGCAAACCCAAGCGGAUGCCCUCAUUCAAGAACACGCGACGCCACAACUGAUAAACACUGUCCGGGAGAUAACACAAUCUUUAACAGAAGUGGCAUCUUCUCAAAAUUGGCUUCAGGAAUGCCCGCUUAAUGAUGGAAUAGAGGGCUUUUUGCCGAUGCUCGUCCCGGAAACCGAAUUGCUCUCCGAUUAUCUGCCCAAUGACACGAUUCUCUGCUUGAUUGAGCCUCAGUGGCAGAAGCGCGAAGCCUCCCAAAUGCACGAACAGAUGCAAGAGUUGUACCAGAAGAAGUUGGCGGAAUCUAAUCUCAUGGUUCCACCGGAUAAGCUUCUCGCCUCCUUUGAAACCCUCAGCACUGAAUUAGAGAAGCAUUCUGUCAUUUCUUUGUCCUUAGCCCCACCCCGUGAGGUCAUGGAUACUAAGAUACCGCCUCUGCAUUUUGAGAUGAAACCGUUGGCACUGCCAUCUGGCAACUAUCAAACGGUUAUCAAUCAGAUGAAAACUUGGACGGAGGAAGGAACCCGUGUUCAUGUUUUCUGUGAAACGCCUCAACAGUCAAAGCGCGUGUCUGAAAUCUUAGCAGAACGCGAAUUAUUUCCUCCAGAUAUUGAUACCAGUGUGGGAAGAAUUAGUGAAGGGUUUCUCAAUGAAUCACUGAAUCUCGUUGUUAUGUCCGAAGAUGAACUCUUUGGCAGUCGUCACCAUCGCCGUCCCAUCCGACACCGUUCGUCUACAGACGGAACACCGAUUCUCAGUCUCAUCGAUCUAAAAGUUGGGGAUUAUGUCGUACACGUCUCGCACGGCAUCGCUAUCUAUGAUGGGAUACGUCGAUUGGCAAUUGACGGAAAAUCACAAGAUUUUCUGAUACUCAGAUACAACGCAGGUGACAUCCUUUAUGUGCCGACCUAUCAAGUCGAUCUCGUUCAGAAGUAUAUCGGCAGCAAAGACAACGCCUAUAAGCCACGUGUUGAUCGGCUUGGGGGGACUGCUUGGAAUCGACGAAAGGGACGCGUCAAAGAGUCAAUCGAACAAAUGGCGGGUGAACUCCUGAAGUUGUACGCCCUUCGCCAAGCGCGCAAAGGUUUCAGUUUUCCCGCUGAGGUGCCGUGGCAAACCGAAUUUGAGGCACUUUUUCCGUAUCAAGAGACUGACGAUCAGCUCCAGGCAAUUGAAGAUGUCAAAGCAGAUAUGGAAGAUGAAGGUCCGAUGGAUAGGCUCGUCUGUGGAGAUGUCGGAUACGGAAAAACUGAGAUAGCGUUACGUGCCGCUUUCAAAGCCGUCAUGUCCGAAAAGCAAGUGGCGAUUCUUGUCCCUACGACCAUUCUCGCUCUCCAACACUACGACACUUUUGAAAGACGUUUUCAACCGUUCCCUGUCAAUAUUGAAAUGUUAAACCGGUUCCGCACACCGAAAGAGAUAAAACAGAUUAAAGAGGGGUUGGCGAACGGCACUAUUGAUGUUGUGAUUGGAACACACAGCCUACUCUCCAAAACGGUUGCGUUUGACAACCUCGGCCUCUUAGUAGUUGACGAAGAACAUCGCUUCGGCGUUAAGCAUAAAGAGAAAAUAAAACAAUUCAAAGAAAGCAUUGAUGUCCUGACAUUGACCGCUACGCCGAUUCCACGUACACUCCACAUGUCGCUUAUUGGCAUACGAGACUUUAGUGUCAUUAACACACCACCAGCAGAUCGAUUGCCGAUUCAGACGUACGUCAUGCCGUAUGACAGUGAUGUGAUUCGCGAAGCCAUCAUCGCAGAAUUAGGGCGCGGCGGGCAAGUGUUUUUUGUCCACAACCGCGUUCAGGACAUCCAGAGUAUCGCUUUAACCAUUCAACAACUGGUCCCGGAUGCACGCAUUGCCGUCGCACAUGGACAGAUGCCUGAACGUGAAUUAGAGACCAUUAUGCUGGAGUUUGUUCGGCAUAAACAUGAUGUCCUUGUCUCCACAAUGAUUAUUGAAUCAGGACUGGAUAUCCCGAACGUUAACACGAUCCUUAUUAAUCGAGCAGAUGCACUCGGUUUGGCGCAACUCUAUCAGUUACGAGGACGUGUCGGACGUGCUACGCUACAGGCUUACGGAUACCUCUUCUAUCCACAGGACCGAGCGAUCACAGAAGGCGCGCAGAAGAGGCUCCGCGUUAUCGAAGAAUUCACAGACCUCGGUUCAGGUUUCAAAAUAGCCCUCCGAGAUUUAGAGAUCCGGGGUGCUGGAAAUAUCCUCGGCGGGGAACAGCAUGGACAUAUCGUCACUGUCGGAUAUGAACUAUAUUGUAGACUUCUUGAAGAAGCAGUGAUGGCACUAAGGGGUGAAAAGGUUGAGGAAACCAUGGAAACGCGUAUCAAUCUACCCGUUGAAGCCUAUCUGCCCGAUAGCUACGUCCCAGAUAGCCGUCAAAAGGUCUCUAUCUAUAAGAAAAUUGCUGGACUGAAGGAUCGAGAAGCACUUAAUGAGCUCCGAGAGGAAUUGAAGGAUCGAUACGGUGCGAUACCCGAACCGGCUGAGAUGUUACUGGAAGUCGCUAACAUCAAACAACUCAGCCAACAUCUCGGUAUCACAACCAUUGUUGCUGGAAAGGAACAGGUGAAGGUUACCUUUGAUGAAAGAAAACCACGAAUUAAUGUGAAGAAAUUCGUUGAGAUAGUCCACCAAAAUAAAAACCUCCAGUUACAGCCUCCGGCACAACUUAUGAUUCGCAUGCCGGGAGUGACUGGCGCGAGUAUGUUGACCGAAUUGCAACAAGCACUAAGGUUGUUUGUUGAGUAA